This is a messenger RNA of Heteronotia binoei (common prickly gecko), 898 nucleotides long. It is a transcript of the gene TMEM119, whose product is annotated as transmembrane protein 119. The record is from RefSeq and is a predicted model, not a curated record. Gene Ontology annotation, biological process: positive regulation of osteoblast proliferation; ossification; positive regulation of bone mineralization. The coding region runs from base 2 to 898 and encodes 298 amino acids. The transcript has a single exon. Gene Ontology annotation, cellular component: plasma membrane. Lineage: Eukaryota; Metazoa; Chordata; Lepidosauria; Squamata; Gekkonidae.
CAUGGCUGCCGCAAGAGGCGUCUGCCUCCUUCUUGUGCUGACGGCUCCCCUCUGCUCUUCCCGAUCUCGGCACCUUCCUGCAGCUGCCCUGGAGGACAACGGCGGGAGUGGAGAAGGGGAGGGGGCUCCCUCCAUCCCACCCCCUGUGAGCGUCACGUUAGGGGUGAGCCCUACGUCAGAUGACAUCCUUGUGACCUCGGUGAACGAGACGUCGGCCACCCUCAACUUAUUGGACGGGAUCGUGGAUUUCUUCCGAGAGUACAUGCUGUUGAUCAUUGUGGUCGGCUCUUUGGUCUUCCUCUUCCUCUUCAUCAUCUGUGCCGCCGUCAUCGUCCGACAGAAGCACAAGGCCUCGGCGUACUACCCGUCGUCUUUCCCGAAGAAGAAGUACGUGGACCAGAACGACAAGUCUGGGGGAGGCAAAGCUUUCAGCGAAGUCCCUGAGAAGGUUGGCGAUUCCCGCCAGGAAGAGCCUGUCGAUUCCACCAAACAACUGCAAGCGGACAUCUUAGCAGCGGCCCAAAACCUCAAAUCCCCAACCAAGGCCGUCACACCAAAUGGAGAGAGCACCAAAGUAGAGGAGAAACCGACCAAGGAGAAAGAGGAAGAUGCUCAAGUCCCAGAGGCUGACAGAAAAGAAGAGGAGGCAACUACCAAAGUCCAGGAGAGUCCACCAGAGAAGGCGGAACUUCCUGCAGAGACUUUAGCUAACCACAACCCGGCAGAUGCUGAAGUCAGGGGUGGAGAUGUGCCCCCCACUGUGGGCAGUCAACAGGUGGAGGAAACCACGCCAGCUUCUUUUGAGGAAUCGGCCGGGACUGACUAUUCCACCGCAGACGCCUCAGCAAAUCUGGAGUCUUGUUUUGACGCUUGUGAUGCCGGCAGCUCAGGAGACUAA